Messenger RNA from Trematomus bernacchii (emerald rockcod), 1706 nucleotides. RefSeq lists its product as uncharacterized. The record is from RefSeq and is a predicted model, not a curated record. Lineage: Eukaryota; Metazoa; Chordata; Actinopteri; Perciformes; Nototheniidae. The transcript is spliced from 3 exons. Bases 501 to 1538 code for a protein of 345 amino acids.
CCUAACCUGUUCAGUUCUCAGCUUGUUCCAUACCUAACCUGUUCAGUUCUCAGCUUGUUCCAUACCUAACCUGUUCAGUUCUCAGCUUGUUCCAUACCUAACCUGUUCAGUUCUCAGCUUGUUCCAUACCUAACCUGUUCAGUUCUCGGCUUGUUCCAUACCUAACCUGUUCAGUUCUCGGCUUGUUCCAUACCUAACCUGUUCAGUUCUCGGCUUGUUCCAUACCUAACCUGUUCAGUUCUCAGCUUGUUCCAUACCUAACCUGUUCAGUUCUCAGCUUGUUCCAUACCUAACCUGUUCAGUUCUCGGCUUGUUCCAUACCUAACCUGUUCAGUUCUCAGCUUGUUCCAUACCUAACCUGUUCAGUUCUCGGCUUGUUCCAUACCUAACCUGUUCAGUUCUCAGCUUGUUCCAUACCUAACCUGUUCAGUUCUCAGCUUGUUCCAUACCUAACCUGUUCAGUUCUCAGCUUGUUCCAUACCUAACCUGUUCAGUUCCACAUGUUGGAGGAACUCAUCACUCCAAUCAUCCAGAGGGAAAACACCAACUACCGGGAUUGUAUCUCCGUAGGGACACGUUUGAUGGUUACGCUGCGAUUUUUGGCAACAGGGGAAAGCUUCAGGAGCCUUUCCUACCAGUUCCGAGUGGGAGUGUCAACCAUCCGGCAAUUCGUUCCUGAGACCUGUAGAGCCAUCUACGAGGUUUCAAAAGAGAAAUACCUGAAGUGCCCAGACACAGUGGAAGAGUGGCAGCAAGUAGCUGAUGGAUUCCAGGCUCAGUGGGACUUCCCAAACUGCCUAGGUGCCCUGGAUGGGAAACACAUCAACAUCCGCCCCCCUCCAAGAACUGGAUCAACAUACUACAACUACAAACAUACAUUUUCCAUUGUGCUAAUGGCACUGGUCGACAGCAACUAUAAGUUCUUGUAUGUAGAUGUAGGUUGUAAUGGGAGGAUUUCAGAUGGUGGUGUGUUUGGUGGAUGCUCACUGCAGGAUGCCUUGGAGAAUAGGACAUGCAACAUCCCUGCACCUGCACCACUUCCUGCUUCUGACCAGGCGGUUUGUUACCACAUUGUGGCAGAUGAGGCAUUUCCCCUGAAGGAGCACCUGAUGAAGCACCUGAAGGAGCACCUGAUGAAGCACCUGAAGGAGCACCUGAUGAAGCCCUAUCCGAACCGCAGGCUAGCUGUAGAGGAACGCAUCUUCAACUACAGGCUGUCGCGGGCUCGGAGGGUGGUAGAAAAUGCCUUUGGCAUCCUAGCCAACCGUUUUCGGGUCUUCCUAACCACCAGAAACAUUCAAGACAAAGUGGAGGCCAUUGUUUUGGCUGGCUGUGCUCUGCACAACUUCCUGCGCACAGAGAACUGUAGCGCAUACAUGGCGGGAGGACCAGGAAGCUGGAGACAAGACCCUGACCUACGGCAAGCCACCCUGCCACCCACCACCAAUAAUUCAGCUGGAGCCAAGCAGCACAGGGAUGAACUGUGCCAAUAUGUUAACGGUAACGGUGCAGUGCCUUUUCAGUGGGAUAAGAUAUAGUACCAUCUUUUUCUCUCAGAAAGAGGUUGUGAUGUGAUAUUAUCCUCAAGCUUUGGGAAAGUGUAUUCUUUGAAUGCAGAUUUGGGUUCUGCCCGCUCUGUUGAUAAUAGCUCAUUCUAAUGUUGUGUUAUGUGUGUCUGAAGGUACUAAAUAAAUGUUUGCAUUGCC